CGCCGUCCCUGCAUCAACUUUUCAUCGAUUCACGAGGUUGGAGGCAGGUUGAUUGAAGCACCGGUUUGCAUUGACAGGAGAUGAGGCGGUGAAAUACAUAAACUCAAAUUACAAUUCCCGUAUAUUCCGUCCUGUUUCCUAGCGUGUAGUGUGAAAAUGACGACUACGACAACGUUUCAAGGAAUGGAGCCCGGUGCUAAAAACAGCUCCAGGGUUCUGCGGCCUCCAGGUGGUGCCUCCAACAUCUCCUUCGGCACCGAUGAGGAGAAACCUCCUGCCCGGAAAAACAAAAUGGCCUCCAGUGUUUUUGCUGAGCCAGAAGACCCCUACGCUAACAGAAGGAACAACCCACCAGGUGGGAAGCCCACGGGUGUCCUGUGUGGUGAGCCUUCAGCCCCCCUUAGGAGAGGGGCCAACCAGGGCAUGAACCCCUCUGCAGACGCCCACUCCAUGGAAGGAGACACGUCUGUAUACAACAACGGAAGUGAUGCUGCUGAGGCUGACGCACCUGCAGAGCGUCAAGAAGACGCUCCUCCAGCCGAGGAUCCUGCUGCUGGACUGCCCUCCGGACGCAGGAAUCCACCCGGUGGAAAGUCCAGCCUCAUCCUGGGUUGAAUCGCUUUCAGGCUCAAGCUACCCCUCAGCCCCUCAACCCCACGGCCGCUUUCCUAUUUUCCACCACGUAUAAGUAAUUCCUAACACAAACUGGGAAACCCUACCCAUUUAUCCAUACCACAGGACCUCCCCUCUGAUGUCUCCCUAGUGCCAGUCUUCUCCAUGUCUCAAGUGCAUUGUUUUGAUACCUCCUUUUAAGAACCAUUUUGUACUGUUAUUUAUUUUGACAGAAGCACUUUAUGUAUUUCAAAUCAAUGAUUCUGUGCAGUUCGGUCCUUGUAUUGACCCGCAGAGAGGCCACAAGAAUCAACGGUAAAUCACCCCUCUUUUCUUUGGUACGACACAGCACAAGCUGCAGGCGUCAGAAAGCCGUCAGUUUUCAUUUGUGUUCUCUUUUGACCCACCUUGCAUGCACAUUUGGUCCCAAAGUGACAAGAAACACAACUGUGAAGCCUUUUAAAUCUUUUUUUCCCCCUGUUGGUCGUCCAUGGUGGAAAAAUGUUGUAUUGUAACUGCAUGAAAUUGUAAUGUUUCUUACUGGUCACAAUAUUAAAAGAUCCACAUAGGAAGCACAUCGGUUAUCUGAAGGAUGACACCCUUUUGUAUCGUAGUGACUAGCCUUCAAUGAUUGUGCCCCCACCCCAUUUUUUAUUGGUCAAAUUUACUCUUAAUCUUAGUGUGCCUCUUUGUGUUUAAAGCUACAAACUCAGACAAGGUUGAGUUUUCUGCUUGUAGGCAUUGCAAUACUGUAGUUUUACAUUGCAAUCCAGGAGAAUGUUGUUGGGCCUGAUGUGAUAAACCUGUCCUACAUUUUGACAAGUGACCUUAUGACACAGCUCAGCCUUUGCUUUCUCUCUCUCUGGCGUUACAAUUUAUGUACUAAACCUGUUGCAGCUUUCAAUCCUACUGUCAUUUCCAGUGUGGCACUGUGGCAUCGUGUCCUUUUUUUUUCUUUUUACUUCAUGCUGGAUGUUUUUAAGUUGCUCGCAUACAUUUGAAUUCAAGAAAUGGCACAAGUGGAAAAUAGACAUUAAAAAUCAAUUUAGACCAUGA
Messenger RNA from Dunckerocampus dactyliophorus (ringed pipefish), 1668 nucleotides. RefSeq names its product Jupiter microtubule associated homolog 1a (gene jpt1a). The record is from RefSeq and is a predicted model, not a curated record. Gene Ontology annotation, cellular component: nucleus. Bases 157 to 615 code for a protein of 152 amino acids. NCBI's taxonomy places the organism in Eukaryota, Metazoa, Chordata, Actinopteri, Syngnathiformes, Syngnathidae. The transcript has 5 exons.